GAGUUAAGGAGUGGACGGAUUCAGAGCACAUGAAUCAUGGACGGAUUUCAGUGAAGAAAACGGAGAAGAAAGCCAAAAAAAAUCAUGGAAAAUGAACCUUACCCAAAAGCCUUAUCGCCCACAAUUUGACAGGCAGAGAGAGGGCCACACAAUCCCCCGUUAACUAGAGGGGGAGAGAGACAGAGAGAGAGGGGGGCUUUUCCAAGUUUUGUCACCAGCAUCCAGCCCAUCCCCCACCAAAGCCUCCGUAGCCACACGGUUUCUAACUUCGUUUUCACUUAUUGUUCUCUCAACAAUCCAGUUCGCUGGUUCCUAGAGGUAAGAUAAUCUGUGUGGGCAAUCUGGGUUUCCAGUUUAUCACGUGUUUACGGGAAAUUCUGCAUUGGGACUUGGAUUUUCUUGCGAACUCGGAAAUUUUGUAGCCGUUUUCUGUUAUAAAGUUAUCUCUGGGUUCAAUUUUUGAGUUUUUGUAUGUUCCGAGUUCUCUGUUGGAGCUCUGUUUAAGAUUGAGGUUUUUAUAGGUAGAGAUAGAUAGAUCAACAGAGAGAGAGAGGGAGAGUUGGGGCUGAUUGGAUAUAUUGCAAAUAGUACAUGUAGAUUGUUACAUUAAGGUUUAGGUCUUGAAACAGUAUUUGAUGGUGGAGGAGAUAUAGCUCUAGCAAUGGCUUCUAUGGCUUCCCUGGUGAGUUUGGGAAGUGCUAGUUCCAGUUCGUCAGCACAAUUUGAAGGAUCUCUUUCACUAGUUCAGAGGGUUUCCUUUUGUAGGAAUGUUCGAAGUUUUCGCAAAAUUUGGUUAGGGAAGAGAUGGAGGUACAUGGGGGUCUGUAGAUAUUCAGUAACAACUGAAUACAUAACUGAGCAGGGAACUUCAGUUUCCCUUGAUUCAACGUAUACAGGAAGUAAGGACAAUGAGGCCGACCUUGUUCUUAAGGCGGCCCCAAAGCCGGUAUUGAAGCCUGAGCCAAAGGCUGAAUCCCCUUCAAACAUUAGCUCGGGAAACUCAGUGCCUUGGGACCAUUCAGAACUUAGUGGGGAUUCUGAUGAUGAGAAGUUAAAGGAUGAUGAAGAACAAAGAAAUAAGGUGAUUGAGUCAUUAGGAGAGGUAUUGGAGAAGGCUGAGAAAUUAGAGACUAGUAAAAGACCAAGUGCAUCAGUUAACAAAACACCAACAAAAAUGAUGACUGAUCACAGUAAUGGCAGACCAGAUAACUUGCCAGAUGGCCGAAAGUCGAGGACUGUGAAGAGUGUGUGGCGGAAGGGGAACCCUGUUGGUAGUGUACAAAAGAUUGUUAAGGAGCCUCCUAAAAUUGAAAAGGCUUGGAAACAGGAAGCAAGGUCAGAUGGAGUUGGUAAGGUUGAAUCUCAGCCUGUUUCUCCUCUAAGACCUCCUCAACCACCUGUAAAGAUCCAACCUAAAUUACAAGCAAAACCCUCUGCGGCUCUCCCACCUACAAUCAAGAAACCUACUAUCUUGAGAGAUGUUGGUGCAACUUCAAAGGCCCCAACUACUGUUGGAGCUGACUCAGCUGCAAAAACCACACAACGCAAACCAAUAUUGAUUGACAAAUUUGCAUCAAAGAAGCCGGUGGUUGAUCCUUUGAUUGCUGAUGCAGUAUUAGCGCCUCCAAAACCUGGGAAAGGUCCACCUGGAAAGUUUAGAGAUGAGUUCAGAAAGAAAAGUGGUCCAUCUGGGGGACCUCGAAGACGUAUGGUUAAUGAUGUUGAGAUUCCUGAUGACGAAACCUCAGAACUUGAUGUUUCAAUUCCUGGUGCUGCCACAGCAAGGAAGGGAAGGAAAUGGAGCAAGGCAAGUAGGAAGGCAGCCAGACUCCAGGCAGCUAAAGAGGCUGCUCCUGUUAAAGUAGAGAUAUUGGAGGUUGCAGAUGAAGGAAUGUCAACUGAGGAGUUAGCAUACAACUUGGCCAUCAGUGAAGGUGAAAUUUUUGGAUAUCUUUACUCAAAGGGGAUUAAACCUGAUGGGGUGCAAACUCUUGACAAAGACAUGGUGAAGAUGAUCUGUAAAGGAUAUGAUGUUGAAGUCAUUGAUGCUGCUUCUACUAGAGUGGAAGAAAUGGCAAGAAAAAGAGAAUUUCUUGAUGAAGAUGAUCUGGACAAUCUAGAAGACAGGCCUCCUGUCCUUACCAUAAUGGGUCAUGUGGACCAUGGAAAGACAACCCUACUGGAUUAUAUACGUAAGAGCAAGGUAGCUGCUUCUGAAGCUGGUGGGAUUACGCAAGGAAUUGGGGCAUAUAAGGUGCUGGUGCCCAUUGAUGGCAAGCCACAACCCUGUGUUUUUCUUGAUACUCCUGGACAUGAGGCAUUUGGAGCCAUGAGAGCUCGUGGAGCAAGGGUGACAGACAUUGCUAUCAUUGUAGUGGCUGCUGAUGAUGGUCUUCGUCCUCAAACAAAUGAGGCCAUAGCUCAUGCCAAAGCAGCUGGUGUACCUAUUGUUAUUGCCAUAAAUAAGAUCGAUAAGGAUGGAGCUAGUCCAGAGCGAGUUAUGCAAGAGCUUGCUUCAAUUGGUUUAAUGCCAGAAGAUUGGGGUGGUGAUGUCCCAGUGGUUCAGAUCAGUGCUCUUAAAGGGGAGAACGUGGAUGAGUUAUUGGAAACUGUAAUGCUGGUUGCUGAGUUGCAAGAUUUGAAGGCUAAUCCACGUAGAAAUGCAAGAGGCACAGUAAUUGAGGCAGGUCUUCAUAAAUCUAAAGGGGCAGUGGCUACCUUCAUUGUUCAGAAUGGCACCCUUAAAAGAGGGGACAUAGUCACAUGUGGUGAAGCUUUUGGAAAGGUUCGGGCACUAUUUGAUGACAAAGGAGAUCGCAUUGAUGAAGCUGGGCCAUCUAUAGCUGUGCAGGUCAUUGGGUUGAACAAUGUUCCAAUUGCUGGUGAUGAGUUUGAAGUAGUUGGCUCACUUGAUGUUGCACGGGAAAGGGCAGAGGCACGCGCUGAGUCAUUGCGAAAUGAACGUAUAUCAGCCAAGGCUGGGGAUGGUAGAGUUACUCUUUCUUCCUUAGCUUCUGCAGUUUCUGCAGGAAAACUAUCCGGACUAGACUUGCACCAGCUGAAUAUCAUUAUGAAGGUUGAUGUUCAGGGAUCUAUUGAGGCUGUAAGACAAGCCCUGCAGGUGCUCCCACAAGAUAAUGUUACUUUGAAGUUCCUCUUGCAAGCAACUGGGGAUAUAAGCACCAGUGAUGUUGACCUUGCAGUUGCCACUAAAGCCAUUAUUCUGGGGUUUAAUGUCAAAGCACCUGGUUCUGUUAAGAGCCAUGCGGACAACAAAGGCAUAGAGAUCCGGCUUUACAGAGUUAUCUAUGACCUUAUUGAUGAUGUGCGAAAUGCCAUGGAAGGGCUUCUGGAGCCUGUUCAGGAACAAGUAACAAUUGGUAUGGCAGAAGUCCGUGCCGUAUUUAGCAGUGGCAGUGGUCGUGUUGCUGGCUGUAUGGUAACAGAGGGAAAAGUAGUAAAAGACUGUGGCCUUCGGGUUGUGAGAAAUGGAAAAACAGUAUACACUGGCAUUGUUGAUUCUUUGAGACGGGUCAAGGAGAUGGUGAAAGAGGUUAAUACUGGAUUGGAGUGUGGAAUUGGGACAGAGGACUUUGUUGAUUGGGAGGAAGGAGAUAUUAUUGAGGCUUUCAACACUGUGCAAAAGAAGCGGACACUUGAAGAAGCAUCGGCUACAAUGGCAGCUGCUCUUGAAGGAGUGGGGUAUUGAAGUAUAAUUGCAGCAUUAGCAGAACUGGCACUAUCAGAUGAGUUUUAAUUUGCUCGUGUACUUCCUCAUUUCACAAGCAGCAUUUUAUGUGACACAUCGGUGAGGUUGGCUCUGGUCCCGAGAUUUUUACAUAUAUUGGUGGAUGUGCCGUGGCCUAUGGAUGAAUACCUACUGAUAUCAACCUGUCACUAACUUCUUCGGUGAGGAGGGCAUUAUCUCAUGGAGGUUUGGUCCAUUGUUAUUCUCUGUUACGCUGUAAAUAGUAAAAAUAUAACAGAUUUCAGCUCUUUUUUGUAAAGAGGAAAAGAGGAACCAUUCAUUCAAAUGAUGAAGAUGCAAUGAUGUUAAUUAUGUAUCAGUUACAAUAACAAAUGAGAAAUGUUCAGGAGGAGAAAUUCUUAACCCGCUUUAUUUAUGUAUCAACCAUUUACAGAUUUGGCAA
Messenger RNA from Diospyros lotus (date-plum), 4151 nucleotides. Its product is annotated as translation initiation factor IF-2, chloroplastic. The record is from RefSeq and is a predicted model, not a curated record. The transcript is spliced from 12 exons. NCBI's taxonomy places the organism in Eukaryota, Viridiplantae, Streptophyta, Magnoliopsida, Ericales, Ebenaceae. Gene Ontology annotation, biological process: translational initiation. Gene Ontology annotation, molecular function: GTP binding; GTPase activity; translation initiation factor activity. Bases 662 to 3709 code for a protein of 1015 amino acids.